Molecule: messenger RNA, 2359 nt
Organism: Lineus longissimus
Lineage: Eukaryota; Metazoa; Nemertea; Pilidiophora; Heteronemertea; Lineidae
Product: homeobox protein slou-like
Exons: 2
Coding region: 319-1350 (343 amino acids)
Biological process (GO): regulation of transcription by RNA polymerase II; cell differentiation
Cellular component (GO): nucleus
Molecular function (GO): DNA-binding transcription factor activity, RNA polymerase II-specific; RNA polymerase II cis-regulatory region sequence-specific DNA binding
Source: RefSeq, a predicted model, not a curated record
UGGUCUGUUGUUGCGCUGUGGCCAAUUAGAGGCGCCCUAUGAAAUUAAUAGCUCCAUAAUAUCAAUUAAAUUGAAUUGGCAUUAGGCAUGUACAAGUGCCUGACAGGAGGCCAGUGCGCAUGACUCGCAUGCGGUUCUCAUAGAAAUCUGUUCGUUGGAGCAAAAGUUUUCAGUCUUGCGUUUCACUCAGAACAAGUUAGAGCACCAUUGUUAGAGUGUGUCUCAUAGAGGAGUUAUCGACCCUACUUACAGAAAGUUUCAACACCCGAACCCGUGGCAAGAAAUUUGGACAUAAGCAGUUUUGAGACAACCACACCCAUGACACUAAGCACUUUUAGGGACUACCGCCGAAAAAAUAUGGAGCAGAACGCGGACUACGAAGACAGAGGCAAAAUGUCUCCGCUGGACUUCUCAAAACCGACAGAAAGUGUGGAAAAUGACACAAGCAAUAAUCGGACGACAGCGACACAAAAUCACGAAAAUAGUGAAAGUUGUAACCAGUGUGAAGAGCAUUUAUCGGACUUCAAAGAUUCGAAUUCAAAUUCUAACUCCGGACAUUCUGUAAAUACGGAUAGAAUUUCCCCACCGCCGUCGCCAGAAGUACAACAAGACGAACAAAAUAGACAAAAAAUCACAUCUUUUUCUGUGGUUGAUAUUUUGGACCCUGGGAAGUUUACUGGGAGCACACUGGUUGAACGAUGUGGCAGUUCAGUGUGGCAUCCUUGGAUGGAUACGGGGGACAGAGAGGAUGACGAGAUGUCAUGUAGCAUGGAGUCUGACAGUGCAAAAGAAGAUGACGACGACGACGAAAGCCCACUUAUGGUCGACCAGAAAACGAAUGAACUGAUCGAAAAAGCUGCGGCCGAAGUUACGAGUAAGGACAAUAAUGGCGAUUCGGAAAAAUCGAAGAAAAAAUCAAAACAGGCCGCGUCAGAAGCAAGCAAGGCGGGAAAACCGAGGCGGGCCAGGACUGCUUUUACGUACGAACAAUUAGUGGCGCUGGAGAAUAAAUUCAAAACCACGCGAUACUUGAGCGUGUGCGAGAGACUCAAUUUGGCGCUGAGUUUGAACCUCACGGAAACUCAGGUGAAAAUCUGGUUUCAGAAUCGCCGGACGAAAUGGAAGAAACAGAACCCCGGAUUAGACGUAAACAGCCCAACUCUGACGUCCUCGCCGUUGUCCAGCGUGAGUUACGGUGCUGGUUACCCAUCUAGCUUACUCUACGGACAAGCGUUAAAUCCCUACCUGCACGCAACCACACCAGUGGGGGCUUUCGGACUUUACAGACCGCCAAAAUCGCUGAAUGGACACUCGCAGAUAUAUUUUCCAUAUUUGAACCAUGCUGUGUAGCGUCUGGUUAGCAUAAGAAAGCAAUACUUUAAAUUCUACAUGUCAUUGAUGUAAACUUCGAGAUGCAAAUACACAUGUUUUUUGGGAUGAUUUUGACUCAGUUCGGAUUCGCCAGCCAUGGAAUCAGUUAUAAGUCCAAAAUGCCCUGUACUAAUGCAGUUGAUCAGGGUGACCGUAAUCAUAAGAACAAUUGUGGUACAGACCCCAUCCAAGCAUCUGAAUUUCUCUAUAUAUUUCAUGUUCUUAUGACAAUAAUGAGGAUGAUGGGCGUUAACGGCGUAUCAGCGUUAACAUACCGGGACAUAUGUUUUUUAAUCUAUCGCAAAAUCGAUUUCUUUAUACCUCAUCGUGUACAGAGAAGAAGGUCGAGGAAUCCUGGUUAGAUAGAGAGGUUUCGCGACUUUACGAAAAAAGAAAUACAGCUAGCGACACGAUUCGUCAACUUCCAUUAGUGGUUUGCAGAAAUCUCUGACUUUACCACUCGACUUUUAAAUCGAUCUUUCGCUCGUUCUUCACUGUUUGAAUUCGUACGAACUUCGUAAUUCUUCGUUCGCAAUACGUAUUUCGUUGUUCGAACAGUUGCGAAACAUCUCUAGUAUCAUAAACAGUUCGAUCUCGAAUGAAUGCAUUUGUGUUGUACAUAUUAUUAUUUAACAACGAUCGGUGUCUUUUUGAUUUGAGAGACUUCCUCAUGACGAUUCAUUAGGGUAAGGAGAGUAAACAUUUGAUGAAUGUGUUGCAAAAUGCAAUAAUAUUUGCGAGUAAAACAUGUCUUGAAACAUUCAUAAUCAUUGAACUACAUUGUACUCAGUAUCCGAUAUUGAAGAUACAUGUAUAUGAUAAGCAUUCUACACGUUUCAAUUCAGUGAUGCAGAAGGGCGCGUAUCGUAGCAAAUAUCAUUGUGCUCAACACACUGGCAAAUGUAUACUCUGAUUACUUAUAGAGAAUGAUGUAAAUAUUAAAUGAUUGCAUUUAUGAUUAAUAAAUUAAAGUGUGUUAUUUUUGAAA